Molecule: messenger RNA, 1327 nt
Organism: Cyprinus carpio (common carp)
Lineage: Eukaryota; Metazoa; Chordata; Actinopteri; Cypriniformes; Cyprinidae
Product: polymeric immunoglobulin receptor-like
Exons: 4
Coding region: 110-1201 (363 amino acids)
Source: RefSeq, a predicted model, not a curated record
UUAAACAUGUGACCAGGAAAGAAACACUAAAACUCAUCUGAACACAUCGAGAGUUUCAGAAGAACUGAAUCUGCUAACAACAGAGAAGAUCACUGAAGAACAGAGAAGAAUGAAGAUCAUCUGGACUUUCAGUCUGCUGAUGAUUCCUGGUGUGUUGAGCUCCAUCAGUGUGACAGGAUAUUCAGGAGGAGGAGUCAUCAUCACAUGCAGAUAUGAGGGAAAAUAUACAGCAAAUGAGAAGUAUUUUUGUAAAGAAGAGACAUUAACAUGCUCUGACCUCAUCAAGACUGGCAUUAAAAAUCAAUGGUUUAAGUCUGGAGGUUUCUCUCUGUAUGACAACACAAGCACAGCAGUUUUCACUGUGAUCCUCAAAGAUCUGAGUGAACAGGAUUCUGGGAUGUACAAGUGUGGAGUUGAUAAAUCAAAAUCUCCAGAUUCCUACACUAAAGUGAAUCUGAAUGUUGUAACAGGUCAGAAAAUCAGUGCUGUGAGAGGAUAUUCAGGAGGAAACGUCAUUAUAAACUACAAAUAUGAGAAGCAACACAAGAACCCUUGGAAAGUCUGUAGAAAUGGAGGAUGUUUUACUCUAAUAAACACUAGCAGAGCAGCAGAAUGGACACAUGAUGGCCGAUUCUCUGUUCAUAAUGACAAAUCUGCUCAUCUCUUACAUGUGUUUAUCAGAGAACUGAAUGUGAACGAUUCUGGAAAGUUUAAUGUUAUAGUUAAAGUUUCUGAAAACUAUAGUUUCUUCUUUAUAUUUAACCUGAACAUCAGAGACGCAGCUGAUUGUUGUGAGAAGAGCAUCAGUCUCUCAGCUGCUGCAGGAGGAUCUGUGAACAUCAGCUGCAGAUACCCACAAUCCCACAGUGCUGAUGUGAAGUUUGUCUGCAGGAGAUCUGGAUCUGAUCUCUGUGCUGAAGAGACGUCUGUGAAGGAGAGCAGAAGAUGGAGCGCUGAGGGACAGAUGCAGCUGUAUGAUGACAGAGAGCAGCAGCUCCUGACGGGAAUCAUCAGUCAUGUGACUCAACAUUCAGCUGAAUACUGGUGUGGAGUUCAGUCUGAUCAAGGACACAAGAGCUUCAUCACACAAGUCCUCAUCAACGUUACUGGUACAGAUGACUUUCUCACUCAUAUUAAUCGAAGUAAUUCAAAAUCGCAACUAGGUUCCAUUCAGCAGAUCACUGUAUUCUGUGUUGAUUGACUGUGCAAAGAAAGUUGCGUGCUUACACACAGUUAUUUUAGUGUAAUGCUAUCUGUUCGACAAAGCCACAAACCGUAUUUAAAAAGAGGAAGUGUCAUUGCAAAAAUGAGCUGCAGUUUAUAUUUC